AUGGUUCCCAAAAGGAAUGCUCAAGUCCCACCCCUUUUGCUCUUCGAUCAGUGCUCGCGCGGACCACCAACCGGAAGAAGCUCCACCCUUUGUGAAGAGGGUGUCGGGGAAAGAGGGGUUACUGUAGGAUCAAAUGAAACAGAUAUAUCCAGAGAUAGUAGUAGAAGGAAAAGAAAAAAUAAGAGACUGUGA
Caenorhabditis elegans is the source of this 192-nucleotide messenger RNA. RefSeq lists its product as uncharacterized. The transcript has a single exon. NCBI's taxonomy places the organism in Eukaryota, Metazoa, Nematoda, Chromadorea, Rhabditida, Rhabditidae. The record is from RefSeq and is marked reviewed. The coding region runs from base 1 to 192 and encodes 63 amino acids.